AUGAUGGACGAAAACUCAGACCCUUUUCACCCGAAACGAGGGAGGUCUCGUGGACUGCGUCAACCUGAACGUCAUAUCAAAGCCAAACGUCCUCUUCUGGUGAGAUCGACCUACGAAUCUCUUCUUCUUCAUGCACUUUCAUACGAAAUCAAAGUCCCUCCAACAAUGUUAUCUCAUGAGAUUCAUCGAAACCCAUUUACUCUUCGUAGGCCUAGGCAGUUUUUAUUUUGUCUCUUGUUAGUAUUUGAAGAACAUUCUCUAUUUAUUGACAUUUGGACAGUCGUCAAGGCGUUGAAAGAAGCGAUGCCGGAUUUGGAUGCUACCGGCGCCAAAAAAUGUGCCAAUCUGAGACGUAAGUAUGCGGUAAUGCUGUCAUGGCUACCACUUACUGACUACGAUGAUGUCCAUCGUCUUCCUGGGCUUGUUCGGUUUCAACAUUCCGGUACUGGCAACGCAACUGUACCUGACGCGUACCUCACGAUCCUUCUCAAGCAGAGUCAGCUCACUGCUGGAAACCUUCUGGAGCACGUCUGCACUGCAUUGAAUGCACUCCCAUUCCACGGCGAUGGUGGGCUCCUGGUGGGAGCAGGUGAACCGGCUGCCAGGGAUGAAAUAGAGCUGUGUGAAUAUGUCUCCGAUGGGUUUGGGGAAGCGCUGUGUGAUGGUUAG
Molecule: messenger RNA, 669 nt
Organism: Protopolystoma xenopodis
Lineage: Eukaryota; Metazoa; Platyhelminthes; Monogenea; Polystomatidea; Polystomatidae
Source: the annotation of a GenBank genome assembly